AUGGCGGCCUCCAUGGUGAGAAGAAUUUUGCUGUCUCAGACUCGGCCAAUAUUUCAAAGAAAAGUUCAUGUGUUUUCCGUCCAUCGACACAUUCUUCAAUCAGCGAAACCACAAACAUCAAUAUGCAGGACCAUCUCACAAGAAAAGAUGAAUGAAAAUAAAAAUUUAUUCUUCAAGAGAAUAUUUCAAGGAACAGCGAUAUUUUGUUUUCUUUGUUUUAUGACACCGUAUCUUCAUUCAUUGAUUGGUGCCCGAUUUGAACCACGGAGAGAUAAGAAACGACGGAAACUACUGGCCCUUAAAGAGGCAGAAGAACGUAAAAACUCCCCGUGGAAUGACUUCCAAGAAGAUGACUUUGGAAACGGCUCAACAAACUUUGCGGAGCAAUCACAAGAAGAGUCAAGUAUCUUUCCUGUUGUGAAAGCAGCAAAAGUUUUUGAUGAAGGGGAUGGUUUUGUACCACCACGUUCACACCGGUUCAACUUUAUUGCAGAUGCAGUGGAUAUUGUUGCACCCUCUGUGGUUUACAUCGAGAUCCACGGAAGGCACCCUAUGAUGGGUGGGAAACAAGUUGCUAUUUCCAAUGGUUCAGGGUUCAUCGUCAGUUCAGAUGGUCUGAUUCUAACCAAUGCUCACGUUGUGGCCAAUAAGAUGGGAGGUAAACAAUCCGUAAUGGUCAAGCUCCAUGGUGGACGGAUAGUUACUGGUCAUGUGAUAGCUAUUGACCCAAUAUCGGACUUGGCUGCAGUCAAGAUUAAUGAUGGGACUGAUCUACCAGCCAUGAAGCUUGGUAAGUCCGCUCGGUUACGUCCUGGUGAGUGGGUUAUAGCGAUGGGAAGCCCUCUAACAUUGAGUAAUACCAUCACAGCGGGAAUCGUGAGCACAGUGAACCGUACCAGUAAAGAGCUGGGACUCAAUAAAGACAUCAACUACAUCCAGACCGAUGCUGCAAUCAAUUUUGGUAAUUCAGGUGGCCCAUUGGUGAAUCUGGAUGGAGAAGCUAUCGGAAUAAACACCAUGAAAGUAACGUCAGGGAUCUCCUUCGCUAUUCCCAUUGAUUAUGCCCAGGACUUCCUGGACAAGGUCAAUCAAAAGAUCAAAUCAGAAGAUUCUUCAUCAGGCUUGACCGGUAGCUGGUUCUCAGGUGGGAAAAAGACAACAACACCAGAUGAGAAACGAGGCUACAUCGGCAUCACCAUGUUGACCUUGACCCCACCUCUGCUUAAUGACCUCAAGUCACGCAUGGCUGACUUUCCUAACGUCACACAUGGAGUCUUAGUGUACAGGAUUACUGUGGGAUCUCCGGCAUACAUGGUUGGUAUGAAAGCUGGUGAUAUUGUUACUCACAUCAACGGCAAACCAGUCAAGUCUGCUACGGACGUCUAUAAUUCAGUGCUCUCUAACAAAGAAGUGGAAAUAGCUGUAGUCCGUCGCUCACAGACACUAACUAUUAAGUUAGUUCCAGACGAGUCCCAGUAAAACCUCCACACAUCAACGGCAAACCAGUCAAGUCUGCUACUGACGUCUAUAAUUCAGUGCUCCCCAACAAAGAAAUGGAAAUAGCUGUAGUCCGUCGCGCACAGACACUAACUAUUAAGUUAGUUCCAGAUGAAUCCCAGUAAAACCUCCACACAUCAACGGCAAACCAGUCAAGUCUGCUACGGACGUCUAUAAUUCAGUGCUCCCCAACAAAGAAAUGGAAAUAGCUGUAGUACGUUGCUCACAGACACUAACUAUUAAGUUAGCUCCAGAUGAAUCCCAGUAAAACCUCCAUACAACGAGGUCAAAGGUCACAUUGGUUAGGACACACUGAUUGGUUGGUUGACCAUCUCUUUGAUUGAAGGCCUGGGCGACUAUUUCAAUUUACAACUUGACUAGCCGUGCCUCAAAUAGUCGCGACUAAUUUUUAAUUCCCAAGACGUGUUGCAGCAUGUUUGCCACAGGUGCAAUGUAGUCAAAUUCACGCUGAAAGGAUUGUUACACUGAUGUCUGAUUGUGUUUUGUAAGUAAAUAAUGUUGUUGUGAAUAGCUGUAAGCGACACAAUUGGUUCACCAAACAGGUAGUCACACAACAAUUUGUGUUAGUAGUCGCGACUGUUUUUUUUAAGGGUGGCUAGAUUACCCGAGUUGUUAAAAAACGGUAGUCGCGACUCGACUAAGCAAUCAAUAGUCGGGACUGAGACACUAGUUGCCCAAGCUGCCCAGGCUUAAUUGAUUGCGACCACUCGAAUGGAAAAUGACAGUAACUAGUACGCUCUCCAUAGUACACUUUAUCACAGAGAUAACACAAAAUAAUAAUAAUACACAACCUACAACUGAAUUUCAAGGAAAUAGACCUCAUAUUGACAAGCCACAAGCCAUAGAUUCACAUGGGAAUUAAAAUGUGCAAACACAAGAAACAAUCAGUUUAAAAGGAUUUAUUCUUCUCAAACAUGACGUCGUACAAUGUAAAUAACUAGCUCUUCAAAGUAUAGAGGGUUUUUUUCAGUACAAAGUGUUCAUGUUGUGUUUUGUUUAUGAAAAACUACCGCUAGUAAACUUGUGGUGUACACAAGAGUUCCUUGCUCUUUGGUACAGCCAUAGUGCAAGGGUACAGCCAUGUAUAAAGUUUGUUGGGUGAAGUGUUGCACUGAAAAGAGCCUGUGUGGUCUCAUCGUUUUAUGAAGAGUGUCCUCUACUUGUCUUUUCAUACUUUGUUUUCUUUUUGUGCAAAACAAGAUUCCCCCAAGAUAAUCUUGAGAAAGGGAAGAGGAGUGUAACAAAGACAAAUUCGUGAAAAAAGCAUUGUAGUGUUAGGGUGUUUGUUAUGUUUUUAGUGUGUUUUUUUUUUUUUUUUAGGGG
Asterias rubens (European starfish) is the source of this 2841-nucleotide messenger RNA. RefSeq names its product serine protease HTRA2, mitochondrial-like. The coding region runs from base 1 to 1479 and encodes 492 amino acids. The transcript has 6 exons. Gene Ontology annotation, biological process: programmed cell death; positive regulation of apoptotic process; proteolysis. The record is from RefSeq and is a predicted model, not a curated record. Gene Ontology annotation, molecular function: serine-type endopeptidase activity; protein binding. Lineage: Eukaryota; Metazoa; Echinodermata; Asteroidea; Forcipulatida; Asteriidae.